AUGCUGCGGCAGGCCAUGGCCAAACCCCGGAGACAAGCUUUACGGGGAGCUGGUUACCUGUCUCAAGCUCAGUCCUCCUCCUGCCUUUCCAUGACAGAGGAACUUUUCUUAGAUGCUGCAGAGUAUGGUAACAUUCCUGAAGUGAGGCGGAUGCUCGAGGAGCUGCCGGACCUCAACGUCAACUGUGUGAACUACAUGGGCCAGAAUGCAUUGCAGCUGGCAGUUGCCAAUGAGCAUUUAGAGGUGACUAAGCUCCUGCUUAGGAAGAAAGACCUCGCCAGAAUAGGAGAUGCUCUGCUGUUAGCGAUCAGUAAAGGCUACAUCCGUAUAGUGGAGGCCAUACUGAGCCACCAGGCCUUUGCAGAUGGUCAGAGGCUGAUUAACAGUCCCAGCCAGACGGAGACACAUGAUGACGACUUCUUUGCCUAUGAUGAGGAUGGCACGCGUUUCUCUCACGACAUCACUCCCAUCAUCCUGGCCUCCCAGUGCCAUGAGUAUGAAAUCGUGCACAUACUUCUUAUGAAGGGGGCCCGUAUAGAGCGGCCCCAUGAUUACUUCUGCCAGUGCUGCAUCUGCAGUGAGCAGCAGAGGCGUGACUCUUUUAGUCACUCACAAUCUCGUAUCAAUGCAUAUAAAGGUCUGGCCAGUCCAGCGUAUCUGUCCCUCUCCAAUGAAGACCCUGUGAUGGCGGCUCUGGAGCUGGGCAAUGAGCUUGCAGUUUUGGCCAACAUUGAGAAGGAGUUCAAGAAUGAUUACAAGAAACUGUCCAUGCAGUGUAAAGACUUUGUGGUGGGACUUCUGGAUUUGUGUCGAAACACAGAGGAAGUGAGGGCCAUCUUAAAUGGGGACACCGAAUCAAGUCAAAGCUCGGAAACCUUCAGCAGACAAAACCUUAUCAGGUUGAAACUUGCAAUAAAAUACGAAGUUAAAAAGUUUGUUGCACAUCCGAACUGCCAACAGCAACUCCUCUCCAUCUGGUACGAGAACUUGUCUGGACUACGUCAGCAAACAACAGCAGUUAAAAUCCUUCUUGUCCUUGGUGUAGCUGUUGGGUUGCCUGUCCUGGCCUUUAUAUACUGGAUAGCACCAUCAAGUAAGUUAGGGAAACUCAUGUGUGGACCUUUCCUGAAGUUUGUGGCCCACGCAGCUUCCUUUAUGAUAUUUCUUUGCCUGCUGGUCCUGAACGCGGCAGACCGGUUUGGAGGAACGUUGCUGCUGCCUAACAUGACCACCCACGAUCACCCGUCACAGCUAUUCCGUAUGAAGACCACCCCCUUCACCUGGAUGGAAAUUCUCAUCAUAUCCUGGGUCAUAGGGAAGAUCUGGAAAGAAUGCAAAGAUAUUUGGUCACAGGACAUCCGGGAAUACAUCUCAGAACCCUGGAACCUUCUUGACUUCAGCAUUUUGACCAUUUUUAUGACCUCGUUCAUUGCCAGAUUAAUGGCUUUCUGGCAUGCAUAUUCUGCCCAGUGCUUUGUUGACAAGCACUACAGUGACCUGCCCAACGUGACCUUGCCCUUUGAGAUACAAUAUUUCCAGCUGGCUCGGAUCAACUGGAUGCCCUCAGACCCACAGCUUAUAUCUGAAGGCCUCUAUGCAAUUGCGGUUGUGCUGAGUUUCUCUCGCAUUGCAUACAUUCUGCCCGCAAAUGAGAGCUUCGGGCCUUUGCAGAUCUCUCUGGGAAGAACAGUAAAAGACAUCUUUAAAUUCAUGGUGAUUUUCAUAACGGUUUUUGUGGCUUUCAUGGUGGGAAUGUUCAAUCUGUAUUCGUACUACCUCGGAGCCAAGCACAACGAUGCCUUCACAACGCUUGAAGAGAGUUUUAAAACCUUAUUUUGGGCCAUCUUCGGCUUAUCAGAAGUGAAAUCGGUGGUCAUUAACAUCGACCAUAAAUUCAUUGAAAAUAUUGGCUACGUUCUAUAUGGGGUGUACAACAUCAUCAUGGUGAUUGUCUUGCUGAAUAUGCUCAUUGCCAUGUUCAACAGCUCCUUCCAAGAAAUUGAGGAUGACGCUGAUGUCGAGUGGAAGUUUGCGAGAGCUAAGCUCUGGCUCUCGUACUUUGAGCAAGGCGGCACGCUGCCUGUGCCGUUCAACCUCAUACCCAGCCCCACGUCUGUCGUUUCCCUCUUGCUGGGGAUAAGAGAAUUUCUCUGGGAUGUACCUCAAGGCAAAGAAAAUUCAAAUGAUGAGAUGGAGCUUAACAAGGUGAGGCAUAAGAUGCUGACAUACAUGAUUUUUCAGGCAGGGAUGAGACGACAGGAAGAUCUGAGCGUGGAAGCAUCGCUGUGUCCAACCCGUCACCAAAAGAUAAUGAAUUGUCUCAUCAAAAGAUACAUCCUAAAGGCACAGAGUGAUAAAGACAACGAUGAAGUGAAUGAAGGUGAACUGAAAGAUAUCAAACAGGACAUCUCCAGUCUCCGCUAUGAGCUGCUGGAAAGGGGAAACCACGACAAGGAGACACUGGAAAAGCUCAUCAAACAACUGGGAGAGGUCAUGCAUGUUCAGCAGAAAGAAGAGCAGAAGAAUUAGCUGCCUUUCUGAAAGACUGUAGAGAUCAGAGGUUUAUUUACUGGACACACUGCACUCGCCUCACUAAUGAGGCAUUCACAUUAUGCACAGAUGUAACACACAUAUUCAACAAAAUACUGAACUUCUAAAAAUGGA
Chelmon rostratus (copperband butterflyfish) is the source of this 2664-nucleotide messenger RNA. It is a transcript of the gene trpc6b, whose product is annotated as transient receptor potential cation channel, subfamily C, member 6b. Gene Ontology annotation, molecular function: store-operated calcium channel activity; protein binding; inositol 1,4,5 trisphosphate binding. The record is from RefSeq and is a predicted model, not a curated record. The transcript has 11 exons. Gene Ontology annotation, biological process: calcium ion transmembrane transport; manganese ion transport; regulation of cytosolic calcium ion concentration. NCBI's taxonomy places the organism in Eukaryota, Metazoa, Chordata, Actinopteri, Chaetodontiformes, Chaetodontidae. The coding region runs from base 1 to 2529 and encodes 842 amino acids. Gene Ontology annotation, cellular component: cation channel complex; membrane.